AUGUAUGCUAUGCAUGCUGAAUAUUUGGUGCNAAAAUUAAAAAAUGGGAGAGUCCAUAUAAAAAAUCCUGAUCGUGUAGAGGAUAAAGUGCUUCAUUUUAUUAAAGGUGGAUCUUCCAAGCUUCAGUUAAUAGCAGAUUUUGACAAGUUUCUUCUCCUUCCAGAAGCAUAUUCAGAAUUGAUAAAUAAAAUCAAUGGUAUACGUAUUAAGGCUGCUUCCAAUGGUUUUUCCGACGAUUGUGAUUUUCUUUUACCAGAAGAAAAAUAUUUUACUUUCAAGACUGAAAUUGAAGAAGAGAUGAUGAGAUAUUCUCAUUUAAAUGGAUAUAGGUAAUUAUAUACACACAAAUUCUUAAUAUAUUUUUAAGAAUAACUUUUGUAAAUCUUAUAUCUUGUGUCUGUUAAUAUAGCUUGUUAAUAUUACAAAUUAAAUUGAUAUAAAUUAUUUAGCACGUUAUAAAUUUCUUAUAAAUUUACUAUUUAAUUUUAAAUUUAAAUUAAUAUCGGGACUAUAGUUGAUUUGAAUUUUUCAUCAGUUAUUUCUAAUCUGAUAUGUUUUACUAAAUAAUAUCACAUUGACACUUGAUAUCAACUUUGUCAAUUAGUACACAAAUGUAUCUUCAUCUUUUGAUCUUCUCUAUUUCCUUAAUAUUAUCAGAAAAUUUCAUUUAAUUUUUAUUGCUAUAAAAAAUUAAAUUACGCUUUAAAAUUGAGCGGCUUACUCAAUAUUUGCAUAUCUUAAGCAGAAACUAUUGCAAAUAGUGCUUAAUUAUUUAUAACAGGGCUUCUUAAACUUUUUUUAUUCAUGACCCCAUUUAUGAUUGUGAUUUUUUUCG
Molecule: messenger RNA, 835 nt
Organism: Centruroides sculpturatus (bark scorpion)
Lineage: Eukaryota; Metazoa; Arthropoda; Arachnida; Scorpiones; Buthidae
Exons: 5
Coding region: 1-333 (110 amino acids)
Source: RefSeq, a predicted model, not a curated record